AUGCGUGAAAUUGUUCAUAUGCAGGCUGGUCAGUGUGGAAACCAGAUUGGUGCUAAAGUAAGUUAUAUCCUUUGCUUCGUUAAUUUUUUUUUUGAAACCCAUCCAGACGUUCAAUUUAUGUGGUUUUUAAAAGACGUUAUUUUCUAUUGCAGUUCUGGGAAGUUAUCUCCGACGAACAUGGCAUCGAUCCAACUGGCGCAUAUCACGGAGAUUCCGACCUUCAGUUGGAAAGAAUAAACGUUUAUUACAAUGAAGCUACAGGUAUGAAAGUAAAGCGGAAUUUUGUUCUGUUUUGUUAUUCGUCCGACUGAUUGCCCGCCAUAAUAACCGUUACUAAAUUGAUAACUAUUUCAUGUUUUUUUCUUAGGUGGAAAAUAUGUUCCUAGGGCUGUUUUGGUAGAUUUAGAACCAGGAACAAUGGAUUCAGUUCGAUCAGGACCGUUUGGGCAGAUUUUUAGACCAGAUAACUUUGUUUUUGGUAAGAUCAUUCACCAUUUGUUUUGAACGUUGGACAAUAGAAAAGGAGGUUAGCCUUAACAGUAAAUAGAAUUUAAACUUCUUCCUUGGAAACUUUAAAAAGUACGAGGCAUAAAGAAGGUGUACUUGAUUUCUUGUAAAUUAUGUUUAAUUUAAUGAAUGCAGUCGAAACCUUAACAACAACUAUUGAGUCUGGGAAAUUAUUCGGUGUAAUUAGGCCAUCAAGUAAGUAUGCGUCUAAUCUAAUCUCCCAGGCAACCAUGUUUCCGGGUCAGUUUAGGACAAGCACCGCUUAAGAGAAUACAGAAAAAGAGUGUUUUUUCCUUUCCACCAAUCGUCUUAUGUUUCUAACUUAGGUCAAUCUGGAGCAGGAAAUAAUUGGGCAAAGGGACAUUACACUGAAGGAGCCGAGCUGAUCGACUCUGUUCUAGAUGUGGUUCGAAAAGAAGCUGAAAGCUGCGAUUGCCUUCAAGGCUUUCAGCUUACACAUUCAUUGGGCGGUGGAACCGGCUCUGGUAUGGGAACGCUUCUUAUUUCAAAAAUCAGAGAGGAGUACCCUGACAGAAUGAUGAACACUUUCAGUAUUGUUCCAUCGCCAAAAGUAUCGGACACCGUUGUAGAGCCUUACAACGCUACACUGUCGGUCCAUCAGUUGGUCGAAAACACUGAUGAAACAUACUGCAUUGACAAUGAAGCUCUGUACGAUAUCUGCUUCAGAACCCUGAAGCUCACCACACCAACUUAUGGCGACUUGAACCAUCUCGUGUCAGCUACAAUGAGCGGUGUUACAACUUGUCUUCGUUUCCCUGGACAGGUCAGUCAGUAUCUCUUGCAUUGAACUUGACUUCUAGAAAUUUACUAUUAAACAUUCACGACUGUAUGAACACAAUAUUUUUUGUUCAUGAGCCGCAAAUUAGCCGCUAAUUCCCUCCAGUUUAUGACAUAAUUUUCAGUCGCUUAAACACUUUCGCGUCCUAGGUUACUAUGGAAGCAUUCUUUGUGAAAAAUGUCGUCAUACAUUUUUGAAAUUUUUCUGUAUAAUGUAAUAAAAAAAUUAAAGAUGAAAAACAAACUAAGGAAAUAUCUUUCUAAAACGCUAAGAAAGAAAUUGCAGUAUUUUACAAGAACUCAUUCAGAUUAAAACUUAACUUAUUCACAUUUCACUUUAUGUUUAACAAAGCAAUCGGAGCAUAUUCCAGUUUCAAAUUAACAGCUUCCCAAGUUGUCAAUUUAUUGUAGGCGUGCCAAGCGUGCUAAUCGGCCUUUUCUCCUUUUAACAGCUUAACGCUGACCUCAGAAAACUAGCCGUAAACAUGGUUCCUUUCCCUCGUCUUCACUUCUUCAUGCCUGGAUUUGCCCCCCUCACCAGCAGAGGAUCCCAGCAGUAUCGUGCACUAACAGUGCCAGAACUAACCCAGCAGAUGUUUGAUGCCAAGAACAUGAUGGCUGCAUGUGAUCCAAGGCAUGGUCGUUAUCUGACUGUUGCAGCCAUGUUCCGUGGCCGUAUGUCCAUGAAGGAAGUAGAUGAACAGAUGCUGAAUGUUCAAAAUAAGAACAGCUCCUACUUUGUAGAAUGGAUCCCCAACAACGUGAAGACAGCUGUAUGUGACAUCCCACCCCGUGGUCUGAAGAUGUCUUCCACCUUCGUUGGCAACAGCACUGCCAUCCAAGAAUUGUUCAAGCGCAUCAGUGAGCAGUUCACUGCUAUGUUCAGGCGUAAGGCUUUCUUGCAUUGGUACACUGGUGAAGGCAUGGAUGAAAUGGAAUUCACUGAGGUAAGAAUGAUAGUCUUCGCUUUUAAAUCAACCACUGAGGAGUUGCGAUACUUGCCCGAUACUUGAUCAACUUCAACGUCUUAAGAACAGGGGAGGAAUGGUCAAUGACUGGGACUUGUAAGCUUAACUAAGCUUGUAUAAAGUUUACCAUGAGUUUGAUGAAAACAUUUUGCGUCUGGGAAUAUAAAAUAAUGUUACAGCAAUUUAUCCUAAAGAUGCUGCUUAUUGCUUUUCCCAAGACAAGGUAUAACUUUUUACUGUAUUUGGACUUUGAUAGAUAUAAAGCAGAUAUAAAACUGGGUAAAUUGAGCAUAGUUACAUAUACUAGGUCUGCUGGGCUGUAAUUUUCCUGACCUAGCUUUCAUCAUACUUUUUAACAGGCUGAAUCCAACAUGAACGAUCUGGUGUCUGAAUAUCAACAAUACCAGGAUGCGACAGCUGAGGAGGAAGGAGAGUUUGACGAAGAAGAAGAAGAGGAGGGUGAGACAUAA
Messenger RNA from Porites evermanni, 2743 nucleotides. The record is from the annotation of a GenBank genome assembly. Lineage: Eukaryota; Metazoa; Cnidaria; Anthozoa; Scleractinia; Poritidae.